This is a messenger RNA of Penaeus monodon (black tiger shrimp), 861 nucleotides long. RefSeq lists its product as uncharacterized. The record is from RefSeq and is a predicted model, not a curated record. The transcript has 5 exons. Bases 1 to 861 code for a protein of 286 amino acids. Gene Ontology annotation, cellular component: membrane. Gene Ontology annotation, biological process: sodium ion transport. Gene Ontology annotation, molecular function: sodium channel activity. NCBI's taxonomy places the organism in Eukaryota, Metazoa, Arthropoda, Malacostraca, Decapoda, Penaeidae.
AUGUACAGCGACUUCCACCAGAAGCGGGGCAGCCUUCCCUCCUGCUGGGUUGACCCCUGUGAGUCCGAAAACAAAGGCUUCGUGAAAAGGACUGACUUUGACCUUCCUGCACCAUACGUGGCAGCUGCAACAUACCCGCCGCCUGCAACGUUCGUGCCCCCUUCAGAAGCAGAGGAAGAGGGUAUCAUCUCUGCGUUGCGUUCCUUCGCCUCGAACACCACGGCCCAUGGACCAAAGCUGAUCACUCUCUCGAGAACCACGUCGGUUUGGCUGUCGUGGGGCUUCAUCUUCCUCACCGCCUUCUGUGUCGUCGCCGCUGUCUUCAUGGCUGUUGAGGUCACCAACAUCGCCUUCUUCAGUAACAAGAUUGAGAGCACGAUCCGCGUGGAGAGAGCCCCUUUGGAAGGCAAACCACUACCCACUGUUGUUCUCUGUAAUACUGGAAUAUUUGAUAUCAACGCUGCCAAUGCCCUGGAGCUAAAUCGCGAAAUGCUCUCGUACCUCGUGGCGUCCAUGCUGGGUCCCCUGUUCAUCACCAAAGGCUUCGAGAAGGACACCGCCAGGAGGACCUCGCUGGAAGCAGCUCUUCGUCCAGUCCUAGCUCGACACGGCAACAUGAUCGAACUCAUCACGAAGUUGUCUUACAAGUGCGAGGACCUGAUCAUGCAGUGUUACAACGUCAUGUUAACGCUGCCCGGCCCGCAGUGUUGCCAGAAACUGUUCCAGAGCACUAUCACGCCGAUUGGUGUUUGCUACAGGAGUGAUUUCGAAAGGCAUUUUGCCCAGGUAAUGCCCGGGGAAGGUAUGGGCAUUAACAUCGACCUCCAUGUUCCUGAGCAUACGGAAGCUGGUGGGUAUUAG